AGCUGCGCUCGCAGCCGGACAGAUGGACGGCCCCUCCGAGCAGGAAGACGGAGAUGUGGUGAGCCUGGCCUCGCGGCUGUCCGACAGCAAGGCCAGGUCCGGCCCCCAGUCCUCGGCCGAGCUCGCAGAGCCGGGGCCGGAAGCCGUAGAGACUUCGGAGGGGGGCGCCGCCGCGGCCGAGUCGGCCGAGCCCCCCGAGCAGGCCAAGCCCCCUGAGCCUGUCGAGCCCCCCGAACCCCCCGAGCCUGACGAGCCCCCCGAGCCGGCCGAGCUCGCCGAGCUCCGGGAAGGACCGGCGGACACCGAGGCUGAGGGCGAGGCUGAGGGCGAGGCUGGGCCUGGAGAGCGGGAGUGGCCGGCCGAGCCCGAGGCCGAGCCCGAGGAGCCAGCUAAGCAGGGGUCCGAAGGCGGGCCCGAGGAACCCGAGGAGGAUGAGAGAGAAGAGACGGAGGAGGAGGAAGAGGGGGAGGCAAGGAGGAAGAAAGCCCGGUCCCAGGUCUCUCUGCCUCGGUCCGCGAGCGGCCGGGAAGAGGCUGUGCCAGUCCCGGAGGCUGAGCGGGAGGGAUCAGAGGAGGAGGCAGAGAGCGAGAGGAAGACUCUGGAAGGAAGCCCCGAGAAAAGCGAGUUCGGGCAGGACGAUCUGGACGAGGAACUCCAGGAUGAGGACUUGGAAUGGACCGAGGAGGUGCAGAUGCAGCAGGAACAGCAGCUGCGCUCCGAGCUCCUGGAACAGUACCGCACCCUGAUGGCGGAGCGGAGCCACUACCAGCGCUACAACGCCUUCGUGCAGCAAAAGAUCCUCGACGCGCUGCGCAAGAAGAAGGGCCUGGAUGCAGCCGAGGUGCCCGAGAAGGGCGCGGAGCCCGAGGCCCCUGAGAAAGAGGCAGCAUACCUCCGUUGUCUGGCCAUGCUGGAGGAGCUAAGGAAGCAGCAGGCUGACGACCUGGACUGGUAUCACCAGGAGCUGGACCAGCUGAAGCAGCAGUGCAAAGAGAAGCUCUCCAGGGUGGAGAAGGAAUGGCGAAGCUUCCAGGCACUCAAGAAGCAGGUGGUGAUGCAGGCCAUGGGCAGCUGUUGGAUGAAGGGCGGUCGCCAGGCCGCUCUUCGAGAGGUGGAGCAGAUCCAGGCGCUGGAGGAUAAGAAGGAGAAGGAGAUGAGCGCCGUGAGGCUAGAGAAUGUGCAACUGAAGCAGAGCCUAGUGCAUUUUGAAACCAGGAUGAGGGCUCAGGAGGACACCACCGAAGGCCUGUUUCUCAUCGAUUUUGAACAGCUUAAGAUUGAGAACCAGACCUUCAAUGAGAAAGUUGAGGAGCGAAAUGAGGAGCUUUUGAAACUGCACAGCAAGGUGAACAACAAUGUGCAAAUCAUUACCCAUGUGAAAGAAAAGUUACACUUUGUGGAUAUUGAAAAUGCAUGCAAAAAGUCACAGCUUUUGGAAAUUGAGGCUCAGGUGGCCCUGAGGAGGGACAUCUUGACCAAGACAAAGCAAACUCGAGACAGUCUGCGGAUUGACAACAUCAAGCUGAAUCAGAAGUGUGGGCUUCUGGGCAAGGAGUCACUCCUUCGGGACCUGGAAGAGAAGGUAGGCAGGACUGAGCAGCUCAAGGAGCACUUAGAAUUCCUGAAGCGCCACCAUGCUGGGCUCACCCUCUCCAGCAGAGGAGUGAAGCAGAAGAUCAAGGAAGCCAGAGCCUUCCUCCCCUCUUGAGAAGAGUCAGCAGAACGGCUUCAAUCUCAGCGAACGUUCUUCUUUGUUAACUUUUAUCCCCCUCCCCUUUUCUUGCCAUUCUUUAAAAGGCUUAUAUUUAGAAUAGAACUACAUUUUGUAUUUAUCUCAUAAUUUUUCAUCUUCCAAAUGAGUGCUGAGCACAAAAUUGGGUUUAGCAGUUUGAUACAGGGUCAAACAAAACAGGUCCAAAGCAGCAAAAAACAGGUAAUGUACCCGACUUCCCAGGAAAAGCUGUCAAAAGCGUUUUAUAUCUGAGCAACGUAAUUUCAAUGACCCGAUACUGAACACUGUUCAGUAUGUAGGAGGACUCAACCAAUGGGCAAAAUAUCCCCCAAAUUCCUAUGCUAAUUAUUAAAUCUCUUUGAAUUUAUUAAA
Molecule: messenger RNA, 2104 nt
Organism: Molossus molossus (Pallas's mastiff bat)
Lineage: Eukaryota; Metazoa; Chordata; Mammalia; Chiroptera; Molossidae
Gene: CFAP184
Product: coiled-coil domain containing 96
Exons: 1
Coding region: 23-1708 (561 amino acids)
Biological process (GO): cilium assembly
Cellular component (GO): axoneme; ciliary basal body
Source: RefSeq, a predicted model, not a curated record